AUGAACAAUAAUAGCGUCCAAGAAGAUCAAAGAGCCACAAAGAAAGUAAAGAAUCGAGUUUUAACAAUUGAAGAUGAUGAAACAACUCAGCAAACAGAGAAUAUGCAUACUGAUAAUGAAGCCCAAGUAGAAAGUGCUGCGAGAAAAGAUCAUCCCAAGAGUCCUGAGAAACUCUCUUAUGCUGCCAUGGCCGCUAGAGGAUCGAUUCUAAAUAAAAAUCCACCAGUCAAGAUGCUUGAAGAAGAAAUAGUUUUCCAAGAGGGAGAUGUAAUCAUGGACACUCUCAAAACAGAAUCUGAUACUUGGUGCGACGAUCAAGAAAUACUUAAAGGCCAUGUUAAGAAGUUCUAUGAGGAGUUAUUCACUAAAGAUCCUUUAGUGAAGCAAUCUCUUGAGAAUUAUAGAUCUUUUCCUAGUUUGAAUCGUGAACAAUGGAACUGGAUGGAUAAACCUUUUGAGAACAUUGAAAUUAAAGAUGCUCUUUUCAAUAUGAACCCUCUAAAAGCUCCUGGAGUUGAUGGUCAAACAAGUUUUAUACCAGGCAGGAUUAUUACUGACAACAUAAUCCUAGCUCAAGAGGUUAUUCACUCUAUGAAGAAAAAGAAAUGUAAGAAGUGGUACCUGGCCAUCAAGAUUGAUCUGGAAAAAGCAUAUGACAUAUUAGACUGGAACUUUAUUAGAGAUAAUAUUGAGAAGCUGGGACUGCCUAAUAUAAUCAUAAUGGUUAUAAUGAAUUGCAUUACAUCCACGACUAUCCAAAUUAACUGGAAUGAAGAGCUUACGGAGCCUUUUAAACAGUCAAGGGGAAUUAGACAGGGUGAUCUCUUUUCUCCUUACCUGUUUGUCAUAUGCAUGGAAAGACUAGCGCAAGAAAUUGCAUUAGCCGUGGAACAAGUUAAGUGGAAACCAAUUUAA
Messenger RNA from Hibiscus syriacus, 915 nucleotides. RefSeq lists its product as uncharacterized. Bases 1 to 915 code for a protein of 304 amino acids. The record is from RefSeq and is a predicted model, not a curated record. NCBI's taxonomy places the organism in Eukaryota, Viridiplantae, Streptophyta, Magnoliopsida, Malvales, Malvaceae. The transcript is spliced from 3 exons.